Messenger RNA from Symbiodinium pilosum, 1017 nucleotides. The record is from the annotation of a GenBank genome assembly. NCBI's taxonomy places the organism in Eukaryota, Dinophyceae, Suessiales, Symbiodiniaceae.
AUGACAGCGCCGUCUGGGCAGCAGCUGGCUAAGGUGACAAGCAGCAUCGACAUGCUUGAGCAACAGCUGCGCAGUUUGGCGGACAUUGCUGGAAGUUUGGAGCCCUCAGAAGCCAAAGAAUCUACCAGAGAAGUACUGCACGGUCUAUGUGCACUGGAGCGCGAUCUCGAAGCUGCCAAGGAAGGCCCCGGUGGAGCUGACCCAGAUCACUGUCAGAAGCUUCAGAAGCGCAUCGUGGACGCCACCACCAAAGCAUCAAGGUUGCGAGCAACGGCUUCCAACAAGCACGCGCAGGCCAUGGAGCCGGUUCGAAUCGAGGUGGCACAAGCAGUUCUUGCUCGCCUGUCCAAGAAGCGAAAGGAAGAGGAUCAAUUCGAUGCUUUUGCUCUUGCAGAUCAGGACAAGGAUGGAUUUGUCUCCCGCGGCGAGUUUCAGAACUUUGUGAAUGACUGUCCCGGGAACUUCUCCCGAGAUCAGCUUAACAAGCUAUUCGAUUAUCUAGACGAUUCUCGCAUGGGCAGCCUUGAGCGGGAUGAUUUCAUGCGCUGCGCUAUUGUUUUCUACCGCGUCUCGCGGCCAAAUGUUGACCUUGUACAGACCAUGGGGGUCGCGCAGGGUAAGCUAGUGCGAAAGCUAGAUGUGAACGAGAUUCUGGAACUGCUGGAAGGGCCGAUCAAAGAGAUCAACAAAGUCGUAAGGGUGAAGUGCCGUGCGAUGAAGGACGGAGCUGUGGGCUGGGCAACUGCAACUGGAAGCAAUGGUGUUGUCUUUGUGGAGCAGAAGCGGGUUCAUUUUCAGGUGAAAAGCUCGACAACAUUGACCGACGUGCUUUCAGCCAAAGCUUGCACCAGCAUACGACAGCUGAAAGAGGGGGAGCUUCUGGAAGUGUUGGUCUGGGAGAGGACCGAUCCCACAACAGGGCUCCGGAGAUUAAAGGGACGAGCUUUGAGAGACGGCGCCGUCGGCUGGGCCACAAUCGAAGGCAACAAGGGCACGACAUUCCUGACCAUGGUCUAG